This is a messenger RNA of Darwinula stevensoni, 593 nucleotides long. Lineage: Eukaryota; Metazoa; Arthropoda; Ostracoda; Podocopida; Darwinulidae. The record is from the annotation of a GenBank genome assembly.
AUGCUCACGAUCACGAUUCUCCCCAUCGCUCCAGCCGAGGUGAAAUACGACGAGGUGAGGGAAAAGCUGUCCAAGAGGGAAAUCCAACUGUUGGACUGCCGGAAUCGACCGGAAAUCGGGAACGCCGGAAUGGUCCCCGGAAGUUGCAACGUCCCCCUUCCUGAGUUGGAAGAAGCCUUCAAGAUGGACUCGGACUCCUUCGAGAGGAAAUACGGAUGCAGGAAGCCGAAUCCGGAGGAGGAGAACGUGGUGAUGAUGUGCGGAACCGGGCGGAGGGCGAAACUGGCCAUCGACGCGCUCCGACCCCUCGGAUAUCACCGGCUCAAGUGGUACAGUGGGAGUUUCAACGACUGGGUCGCCAAAGGGGGCGACGUGGCCAAAUCCCGCGACCUGUUCCAGCCUACAAAUUCCUGAUUUCUUCAACCGCUAUUCCUGCUUAAUUGCCAAUUUGUAUAUUUCUGCCUUGCGCUUUCAUGCGAUCGAAUGACGUGCAAUACUCAGUACUGAAAGUACGACGUGAUCGUCUAUCUAACUGCACCAGAUCGUCCAUCUGGUGCGGCUGACUUAUUUUUGUAUUUGAGGUUGUCUCACUU